Molecule: messenger RNA, 5637 nt
Organism: Colius striatus (speckled mousebird)
Lineage: Eukaryota; Metazoa; Chordata; Aves; Coliiformes; Coliidae
Product: splicing regulatory glutamine/lysine-rich protein 1-like
Exons: 12
Coding region: 17-1879 (620 amino acids)
Cellular component (GO): nucleoplasm
Molecular function (GO): RNA binding
Source: RefSeq, a predicted model, not a curated record
UCGUGCAGGUUCCGCCAUGAUGAACAGCGGAGGGAUCGGAAUGCCACUUGGCUUCCCCUUGGGCCCCACGUCUGUCAUCCAGGUCACGAACCUGUCCUCGGCAGUGACCAGUGAGCAGAUGCGGACUCUCUUCGGCUUCCUGGGAGAUAUCGAGGAGCUGCGCCUCUAUCCUCCGGACAAUGCCCCUCUUGCAUUUUCUUCCAAAGUAUGUUAUAUUAAGUUUCAUGAAGCAUCGAGUGUUGGUGUGGCCCAACAUCUAACAAACACAGUUUUUAUUGACAGAGCUUUGAUAGUUGUGCCCUGCGCAGAAGGUAAAAUCCCAGAUGAAGCCAAAGCACUUUCUUUAUUGGCACCUGCUCCUACUAUGACAAGCUUGAUGCCUGGUGCAGGGUUGCUUCCUAUACCUACACCAACUACACUCAGUGUUUCACUUGGCACUUUGGGGGCUAUACCAGCAGCAGCACUGGACCCUAACGUUACAGCGCUGGGAGAAAUACCACAGCCACCAAUUAUAGGGAAUGUGGACCCAUCCAAAAUUGAUGAAAUUAGAAGAACAGUCUAUGUUGGAAACUUGAAUUCACAGACUACAACAGCAGAUCAGCUGCUUGAAUUCUUUAAGCAAGUUGGAGAAGUCAAAUUUGUGCGAAUGGCAGGUGAUGAGACGCAACCAACACGAUUUGCUUUUGUGGAAUUUGCAGACCAAAAUUCUGUACCUCGAGCUCUUGCCUUUAAUGGAGUUAUGUUUGGAGACAGGCCACUGAAAAUAAAUCACUCAAAUAACGCAAUAGUGAAGCCUCCUGAAAUGACACCACAGGCUGCUGCUAAGGAACUGGAAGAAGUGAUGAAGAGAGUAAGGGAAGCCCAGUCUUUCAUAUCUGCUGCUAUUGAGCCAGAGUCUGGAAAGAGCAGUGAAAGAAAAGGCGACCGAUCUCGUUCCCAUUCUCACUCAGAAUCCAGGUCUAGCUCAAAGUCCCGAUCUAGAAGGAAAAGAUCACAAUCAAAACACAGAAGGAGAUCUGGCAACAGAUCACUCUCAAGACACAAGGACAGACGCAGAUCCAGAAGUCCACUGAAAAAAUGGUCUAGAUCUAGGGAAAGGCAGAAAUCAAGAAGCCGCUCUCAUUCUCGGGACAAGAAAAGAGGCAAAGAAAAGGUCAAGGAAAAAGGAAAGACCAAAGAAAAGGAGAAAGAGAGAGACCGAGACAAAGAAAGGGAAAGAGAGCGAGAUAAGGAGAGAAAAACAGAGAAGGAGAAGAACCAUGAAAGAGUGAGAGAAAGAAACAAAGAACAAGAUAGGGGCAGGGAUUGGGAUAAAGACAAUGACAAAAAUAAGGAGAAGGAAAAAGACGGGGAAAAGCUAGAGCAGAACCAGGGAAAAGAUGAUGUUGAUAAACAGGGGGAAAUGGACAGAGAGAAGAUUAAGGACAAGGAGGGAGAGAAGGACAGAGUCAAAGAAAAGGAAAAAGAUGAGGAUGACAAGGAGCGAGAAAGACAGAGAAAUGAUAAAAAGAAGAGAGAGAAGAGAUCCAAAACACCCCCAAGAAACUAUAGCUCGUCAAGAAGAUCUUAUAGCUCCAGCAGAGAUAGGCACAAAAGGAAGAGUAGAAGUCCCUCCAAGUCUCCUAAAGCAACAAAAAGAAAAUCUUCACAAACUCCUUCUCCAAGAAACAAGAAAGAAAAAAAAAGAGAAAAGGAUACAAAUAAUGAAAGAAGAGAAAGAGAGCACUCAACCUCCAAGAAAAAAAAUAGUAAAGAAAAAGAGGGAAAGGAGAAAUCUGACAAAAGCACCACUACUUUGAAGCAUUGCCAUUUGGGUUUAGAUUUUGCCAUUUGGAGACAUGAAAGUCACUCUCUAGUUGAUGUUUGUAGGCCAGUUUGAGAAGUCUGCAUGUUUGAACUUUACUGGGCCUAUAGGAGCUUGGAUGAAAAAGAUAUAGAAACACUUUGGUUUGGUUUUGCUCCCUUUUCUGUUCUAUGCUAUAUGUUAGGAGUUGGUUGUCUGCUUAUCUGUACAAGCAGGCAAGAAGCAGAUUAUGUAACUAAGCAGCAGGGUUCAGGCUUAGUUUGACUAUGUUGUGGUUUAACCACAGCUGGCAACUAAGCACCACUCAGCUGCUCGCUCACUCCUCCCUAAUGGGAUGGGAGAGGGAAUCAGAAAAGUGAGAAAAUUCAUCAGUUUAGAUAAAGACAGUUUAAUAGGUAAAGCAAAAACCAUGCAUGCAAGCAAAGCAAAGCAAAACAAGGAAUUAAUUCAUUCCUUCCCAUCAGCAUGCAGGUGUUCAUCUAUCUCCAGGAAAGCAGGGCUCCAUCACACAUUAACAGUUACUUGGGAAGACAAACACCAUAACUCUAAAUGUCCUCCCCUUCCUUCUUCCCCCAGCUUUAUAUGCUGAGCAUGACUAGAUUUGAAGGGAGAGAUAAGCCUGGGGACAGCACACCAACAUUUGAGGGAUAGUAUUCUAGUGAAAUCCUUGGGUCUGCCAUCUCAGUGGUGAUGGAGAACGGACAUCCAUGCAUCAGCAAAGACACAAGGGUUAUUGAUGUGUUAGAAACCACAGAAGUUCCUGAGAAUUGUCACUUAGGAAUUAGGGCUUCUUCCAGAAAAAGGUGGCAGAAUCAAUAGCCCAACUGAAGUGGGCCUGACCUUGGUUCUGACCUCAGGUCAGCCUGACCUCAGUGGAGCAGCUCAAGUGCCAUCAUGAUGGACAUACUCUUCGUUGAGUGGAAAACUGGCUGGAUGGACAGGGAAUGGAUUUAAAUCCUUUUGGUGGCUGGUCACCAGUGGUGUUCCCCAGGGCUCUGUGUUGGGACCUUUUCUAUUUAAUAUCUUUAUCAAUGAUCUGGAUAACAGGAUCAAGGACACCCUCAGGAAGUUUGCAGACGACACUGGAGUUGGGUGGGAGUGUUGAUCUUCAGGGUAGGAAGGCUCUACAGAGGGACCUAGACAGGCUGGAUCAGUGGGCUAAGGCCAAUUGUGUCAAGUUCAACAAAGCCAGGUGCUUAGGGACAUGAUUUAGUGUGGUGGAUGUGGCAGUGCUGGGUUUACGAUUGGACUAGAUUGUGGGAAAGGAUCUUGCUGCAGCCAGCUUUAUCCUUGAAGCACAGCUCUCCCCUUGAAGUGCACUGAUAAACAGCCUUGAGAAAGGAAACAGAGCCCUGAGAAAGAAGUGAUAAGAUGAAGAACAGAGGCACAAAAAUAGGAUGCGAGCAUACCGAAGAAACAGCAAGAGCAGCACGAAGAGAAUGUAGCUUAGCCAAUUAUUAAAAAGCAAGUGCUGCAUGCACAGCGUGUUUACAAGAUAAAGCAGCCAAUUAAGCUUUGCAUAUUUACAUGUACAUGACUAACAAUCAUAUGUAUAGAGGUAGAAAGCGAACAAUAAACAGCUUCUGCAUUGAUCAUAUUGGUCUGAUGCGUAGUCCAUGAAUCCCAUCCCAUGAGGUGGUCCCUGCACUAGAUGAUCUUAAAGGUUGUGGUGGUUUAGCCCUGGCUGGGUGCCAGAUGCCUACCAAGUCGUAAUAUCACUCCUCCUCAACUGCACAGGGGAGAGAGAAAUAUAACAAGAGGUUCAUAAGUCGAGAUAAGGACAGGGAGAUCACUCAGCAAUUAGAGUCACGGGCAAAACAGACUUAACUCGGGGAGAAAAAGGUUUGAUUGAUUAAGGAAUAAUCAAAACAAAACAGGGAGAUGAGAAAUAAAACCAAAUCUUAAAACACCUCCCUUCCUCCACUCCUCCUUCUCCUAGGAUUCUCCAUCCUUCCCCCCCCAACUGUGCAGGGGAUGGGGGACGGGGGUUGUGGUCAGGUCAUUACAGAUGGACUUUGUUGCUGCUUCUUCUCAGGGGGAGGCCUCAUCACACUUCCCACUGCUACAGUGUGGAGUCCCUCCCCACUGGAGACAGUCCUUCAUGAACUUCUCCAACGUGGGUCCUUCCCAUGUGCUACAGUUCUUCACAAACUGCUCCAGUAUGGGGCUUUCCCAUGGGGGAAGCUCUCCACACACUGACCCAACGUGGGUCAGCCACCAGGAGAACAGUCCUUCAGGAACAGUCUGCUCCAGUGUGGGUCCCUUACAAGAUCACAAGUCCCGACAGCAAACCUACUCUCUGGCGUGGGCUUCUCUCUCCCCACGGGCUUCCAGAUCCUGCCAGGAACUUGCUCCAGGAUGUUUCCCAUGGAGUCACAGCCUCCUUCAGACAUCCACCUGCUCCAGCAUGGAGUCCCCUACGGAUUGCGAGUGGAUCUCUGCUUCCCCAUGGUCCUCUGUGAACUGCAGGGGGACAGCCUGCCUCACCAUGGUCAUCACCACAGGUCACAGGGGAAUCUUUCUUCCAGGGCCUGAGCACAUCCUCCCCCUCCUUCUCCACUGACCUUGAUAUCUACAGAUAUGUUGUUCUCACAUUCUCACUUCCUGUUGCUGCUGCAGUUUAGCAACCGUGCAGCAACUUCUUCACCUUCUCAAAUACAUUAUUCACAGAGGUAUUACCUCCAUCACUAAUUGGCCAGGCCUUGGUCAGCUGUGGGUCCAUCUUAGAAUUGACUGGCAUUAGCCCUAUGAGCUACAGGGGAAACUUUUGGCAACUCUAAAGAAGCUACCCCUGUAGCUCCCCCACUACCUGGCCCAGGCAAAACCACUACAGGGGUGUUUAUCAACUUAAACGAUUCUGUGCCAUCAUAUGGUAUGGAGUAUCCCUUUGGUCAGUUGGGAUCAGCUGUCCCAGCUUUGUCCCCUCUCAACUACUUGUGCACUCCCAGCCUACUCUCUGGUGGGGUGAUAUGAGAAGCAGAAGAGGCUUUGAUGCUGUGCUCAGCACUGUUCAUCAAUAACUAAAACAUCCUUGUAUUAUCAACACUGUUUUCAGCACAAAUCAAAACAUAGCCGCAUACUAGCUGCUAUGAAGAAAAUGUACUAUCCCAGAUGAAACCAGCACAGGCUGUCAAGCUGAAAAUAUUUUUAAUAAACUUUCACUCUGUAGUUCAAUCUCUCCCUGGUAGCUUUGGUCAUGGUCUCUGCAGGAGUAAAGUUGAAGAUUUGAGGAAGGGUAAUAUGGAAUUUUUCCCUUGCAUAAUAGAAAGUGCUCUGAUUAAGACAAGAAACAUCUUCAAAUUGUUUAAUUAGAGUUUGAAAAGCACUGUGCCUUUAAAGAAUAGUUUGUGGUGCUCAGAAUUAUUCAAUUAUAAAGCAGUUGAUUUAGGUGUUUUUGUCUACAUGCUUAAGUAAUUGUCUUACCCAAGAACUGUCGUAAAAUUUAUGUUACCUGACAAAAAAUAGGAAAGAAAAAUUGUACUCCUCUCUUAUUUAAAAUUUAUGCUGAAAUCUUAAUUUCUGGAGCUAUUUCUCAUAGGUCCCUUGAUGUUUCUUGUUCUGUUUUACCUGAAUAUUGAUGAUAAAGAUGGAUGCCUUUAUGGCAAUGAUUUCUUGGGUGAUGGGUUUUUAUGAGUGUCUGACUUCAGCCAAUUGAAAAGAAAACUCUUCUUUUUUUUAAAAAAAAAAAGCAAAAAGGGAGGUGACACUGUUCUAAAUAUUGCUGAGACAAGAUAGGCAUGUAAAAAGUGAGGCAGUCAAAAUACCAAGAGUUGGUUGGACGUCAUAUCCUGUAAUGCUAAGAGUAUGUUUUUUUUUUUUUUUUUGUAAAAUAA